CAUGUUAUUGCUGUUUGGAAAAGGUUUGUGUUGGCGCAAAGAAGCAAAGAAGGACUACUGAAACAGGCAACUCUGUUUCGAAACUUCCACUUGUUAAACAUGAGCUUCAGAACAUGGGAAGAACAGAAGAAGAACUUGAAAGUGAUCCGUUGCAGUGCCUCGGAGCUGUACAGGACGGAGAGAGUGGGGGAUUGGCUACAGAGGAAACUGGAGAGACGGAGAGUACAGCAAGGCUUUGCACUCUGGGCAGCACAAACUUGGCAGGCACACAACGUGAAGCUGUACCACAGGAAUGCCCAGUUAUCAAGAGUGCUUAUAGCUUGGUGUGAAGUGACCAGGGCUGCCCUGUUACGCAGAGGCAAGGUGGUCCUGUUUCAGACACGCACAGAACGAAGGCUUCUCGCCUUGUGCUUUACCCAGUGGACCAUCAACCUCCAGAUCGCACAGCAAAGGCAAAUCGCUCUGGAGCAUAGUCUAAUCAAACAGCAGAACGUUCAGAGAGCAGCUGUGAUGCAGAGGUGGAAACUGGCCACAAGGAGGAGCCAAGCGCACAGAAUACACAACACAGCUUUGCUGAAACAGGCGUUUAAUCAGUGGAAGCAAGCGGCAGGGGCUGCCAGGAUUGCUGAACAGCGUUCAAGGGAAAAGGAGAAGAGAAGAUUGAAGCUGUUUUAUACUUCCUGGUCAAUCUGGGUUAGAGAAAAUAAAGAACACAUAUUGAAGUGUGAGGUCUUGAGAUUUUACUGGCAGAAGAGGAGGAUGCACCAUGCCUUCCAUCAGUGGAUUACAGCAUGCAACAAUCAAACAGAAGCAGACAGACUCUACCAAACACACCUCUUGCAUAGGCCCAUUCUCAGAUGGAUGACUGGGGUUCAGGAGGAAAAGCAGUUUUCCGUUGUGGCGGCCAGUAGAAUCGACACAUUGCAAAUGAAGGCAGCGUUUAAUACCUGGAGAGCACGUCUAGAGAUGCAUCAGGCCCUGGACUUCCACCUUCGGAAAGCAAGACAGAGGACUCUGAGAACUGCAGUGAGAUCCUGGCAUCAUCAGGUUCUGUCGAGUCAAUGUCGCGCCAGGUACCUUUACAAGAAGUAUUACAGCCGCUGGACUCGGAUAGCCUCUUUAGGCAUGCAGAGGGAUUCUGAGGGUGUGCUACACACUCGAACCGAGGAGAAAUGCAGGAGUGAACUGGGCGAAAAGCACCUGAAGAAGUGGUGCUCUGCAGUUCUCCUGAACGGUUUCAGAGGACUCGGAGUCGUCAGCAGACACAACGGACCUGGGAUCAGUGGAGAAGCCUGACUGGAGCAGUGCAGUUCAUCAACAACAUGUGUGAGCGCAGGCUGCUGGAGAAAGCUUGGAUGAGAUGGAGAAAGAAGCGCAUACAGGCGAAGGUGUCCCAAGCCUUUUCAGCUCAGCAACGCAGGGCCCUGCUAUCUGAAGUCUUCACAGCUUGGCGUCAAGUGGCCAUUUCCCACAAGGAAGAUAGAGGAAGGGUAACAUGAGCCUGUGAUCCACUAACACCUCAGGGGAAGGGUGCCAGAACAACAAAGCUAGGCAUAAAGACCUUGAUGCACAGACAAUUUACACGUCACAAAGCCAUAUCGGAAUUGUUUACACUCGUACUAUUCCUAUCUGCAGUGGGCUGUUUGGUGCAUGUUGCUCUUGUCUAGCUGAUUGCAUAAGAACAUUGAUUACCAAGAUUACAAAAUGAAUGGGAAAGAAGCCAACUCCCCUUUCACCUACAGCACGCAUUGAAAGUAUGUAUUUUUCCAACCUGGCAGCACCUGCUGGAUUAAGAACUCUGUGACUCCUUGCUUGGUAUUCCUGGCAAGAUCAGGCUUUAGGAACAGGACGGGACAGCAGCAUAAAGCUCACUCUGCUUCUUAAAUGGCUGGGAUUGAAAAAUUUGUCUUUUUUUUUUUUUUCUUUCUCAAGCGCAUAACAGUAACAAUAAUUUGCUUAGAUAAUUAGAUUU
Polyodon spathula (Mississippi paddlefish) is the source of this 1972-nucleotide messenger RNA. RefSeq lists its product as uncharacterized. NCBI's taxonomy places the organism in Eukaryota, Metazoa, Chordata, Actinopteri, Acipenseriformes, Polyodontidae. The coding region runs from base 100 to 1296 and encodes 398 amino acids. The transcript has 10 exons. The record is from RefSeq and is a predicted model, not a curated record.